AUGGACCACGUACAGAAAAUACGUGUGGAGCUGGGGGAGUACAAAAAGCUGGUCGUCGGUCUGCAAACGGAGCUGUUGGAGAUGCGAGAGUCUCACGUCCUGGAAAUGGACUUAAAAAAAGCAGCUGAAAACAUCGAUAGCGCAGUUACGCCACCUCCAAGACGUGUUGCGGAAAUGGCCUGGGCCCUUGAAGACACUGACGAGGAAUCUCCCACCAUUCCAGUGGUGGAGUCCUGUGAACCCGACGAGAUACUCGCGGCACUGUCUCCAUGUGACCAAGCUGACAGCCUCUUCUCCAUUCUAGAGGAAACGGACAGCGAGGAUGCCGCGGAUACCUCGUCAGUGGAGGUUGGAGAUGCAGCAGAGGCCCCAAUCAGCGCUGCAUCCAGGCGGGACCGAGUCCUUCGCGGGCUUUGCGAAAACGUGCCCAAGGAGACUGGCAAACAAGUAAAGACCGUCUUGGCCAUUCCCUGCCAUGAUAAUGACAGCAGCUACGACGUGAGCAUACAGAAGCCGCGGCAGGCCCUUACGCCCAGCUUGUCCAUUGAGACGUCGAGACAGAGCCAGUUCAAUGGAAUUGGCAGUCGGUCUGGCAGAACUAGCACACCUUUACCCUCCCCGGUCCCUGACAUACAUCAGAAGACGGUUAGUGUGGCCAGGGGCAGGGGCAGGCCCAGAGGCAGAGGCAGAGGAAGUGCCAAACCCACUAACGACACGCUCAGUCCGAGUGACCCGCUCAGUGGCGAUGCAGAUAUGUCCAGUGCCAGCUGCAGCACCAGUGGACGGCCGAGUCGUAAGUGUCGUCCCACCUCGUAUUAAGAGCCAAAAAUAAAUGCAAAAAUGCGCAACGACUCUCUCCCUACCAAAAAGUCUUCGAAAUAGAUUUACAUGUUUGGUUCUUAUGUAUAUAUUUUUUUGUAGUUGAUUAGAUAGUUUACAUAUUUGAAUUAAAAUGGUAUUUAUUCAGAAA
Molecule: messenger RNA, 970 nt
Organism: Drosophila miranda
Lineage: Eukaryota; Metazoa; Arthropoda; Insecta; Diptera; Drosophilidae
Product: shugoshin-like
Exons: 2
Coding region: 1-819 (272 amino acids)
Source: RefSeq, a predicted model, not a curated record